AUUUUAUAAUUUUUUAAAUACAUAACCUAAAAAUUUCAAACUUUUCAUAAUAAACUACUACAAUAUUUAUAUGCAUCGGAAGUGACUUGUGUCUCAUUAUUCAAUAUUGUCAGGACAGCACGUGUGCAUUCGACAUGUCUGUAUACGGUAGCACAGUCAUAAUGGGCGAAACCUCAGUGCGACCGCGACUUUUGAGUUGUUAUUCUAAAUCACAAUUUUCCCUGUCUGAUCCUGAGUCAAAUAGCCGAUGCUCUUUGGACAGCACACAGCGCUUAGGCAACAACACCACUCCAUUUAGGAAUAAAUCAAGGAUUGCCAGCAUAUGUAAAGGAAGAAGGGAGUGCAGUUUCGGCGCCCAAGUGUCCCAGAUUGGCGGCCAGUACUAUGUGACAUGUGUACAAAAGUACGAUGAUUUCGGUUACAGAUCAGGAGCUUAUAGGGCAGGUCUAAGCUUUGCGGAUCGCAUUUUGUCGAUAAAUCAGCUGGUGCCGGAUUCAAUUUCAGAUGUGCAAUCACUACUUGAUAACAGCGAACAUUUGACCAUUAUGUUUGAGCAGCAACCAGAUCUACUACAUGCCUGGGUGCCGUUGAAAAACGGAAGACUACGUGGAAUGACAACUACAGGGCAGCAUGUAGGGAAGGUUAAUGUAGGAGGUGUUGCGCAUAGGCUUGGUGUGAGGGAAGGACUCGCCAUCUUGGCUAUUGAUAGGCAAUGUAUAUUGGGAAUGAGCGACGAGGUCGUCAAUACGAUGAUCUGGAAACGAACGGGCAGCUUGCACAAAGAAGUACAACUCACAUUAGUAGAAAAGGCUGCACAUAGUGCAUUAUUAGACUGCCUGAAGAUGGCUGUGUGGGCACAGCAAAUACCGAUGAAUAUAUCGGAUUAUGUAAACCAUACCCUCCAACUUGAUAGGCCUCUCAGAAGGGUGGACUACCCUUGUAGAGUCGAAAUUAAUGACAGUUUUCUUUUCUAUUGGUCGUACAAAAUACGGCUUUGGAGACGCUUACAUCAGUAAUAAAAUCGUAAAG
Messenger RNA from Sphaeroforma arctica JP610, 1029 nucleotides. RefSeq lists its product as hypothetical. The transcript has a single exon. Lineage: Eukaryota; Ichthyosporea; Ichthyophonida. The record is from RefSeq and is a predicted model, not a curated record. Gene Ontology annotation, molecular function: protein binding. The coding region runs from base 135 to 1016 and encodes 293 amino acids.